Molecule: messenger RNA, 2493 nt
Organism: Kwoniella botswanensis
Lineage: Eukaryota; Fungi; Basidiomycota; Tremellomycetes; Tremellales; Cryptococcaceae
Exons: 19
Coding region: 1-2493 (830 amino acids)
Biological process (GO): retrograde transport, endosome to Golgi
Cellular component (GO): GARP complex
Source: RefSeq, a predicted model, not a curated record
AUGGCAUCCUCAUCAACUUCGAGGCCCAUCACGCCUCUCCUACCUGCAAAACCCAAUAACGGUAUACUUGCGGUGAACGCAAGUAGGACAAACGAGAAUGUUAUGGCUAGAUUAUCAGAGGAUUUCCCGGACGCUGAAUCGCUAAGUCGGCAUCAAGAGAUCCAUGCGAGACUACAGCUUGAGAUAAUGGAUGUGAGGGAGGAAGUAGCUAGGCUGAAAAGUGAAUUGAAGAGGGAUCAGGAUCCUGGUAAAAUGUCCAAAAUACAAAAUCAAAUCAGUCAACUCAUGCUUCAAAUCAAUGUAAUUAGAGAGAAAGCUGCAGAAGCUGAAGCGAUAGUCAAAUCCAUCACGACUGAUAUACAGAGAUUGGAUACUGCCAAGACGAACUUGACCAGUGCUAUACAGAUGUUAGAGAGGUGGGGAAUGCUGAAAAAUGCUCAUUCUCAGUUGAAAGAAUUAUUACCUACCAAAAGGUAUAAAGACAUGUCCCAAGCUUUAUCCGCCGUAACACACCUCUUGACUCCCCUCAAAGCAUUAUCCAACAUUCCUGCCGUAUCAGAGAUAUUUAGAGCUGCGGAAUCGGACCGUAAGGCCAUACAGGAGAAAGUAGCCGUGGAGAUGGAUGCUUUUUUCAAGCAGGACCCUAAUCGACCUGUGGAUAGGAAGACUGUCUCAGAAGUGUGUUAUGUGAUCGAUGUACUAGGCGGUGAUUUCAGAAACCACAUAAUCGAGAGAUAUCUUCAAUUGCAAUUAGCAGAAUACCGACGGAUAUUCAGGUCUACCGACGAAGCCGGUCAGCUGGAUAAUGUACCUAGGAGAUACGCAUGGUUCAGAAGAGUACUCAAACACCACGACGAAGAGGAUGCAUCAUUGUUCCCUUCAUCAUGGGAAAUUACCAGGUUGCUGGUAUCGAAUUUCGCGGAAUAUACGAGAAGUGAUCUAGCGAACGUAUUAGGAAAAUCUACACCUGCUGUCAACAUCUUACUGGAUGCUUUACAGGCUACUUUGGACUUCGAAGCUGGCUUCGCGAGGAGAUUUGACAUGCCUUUCGAAGAUAUCACUGCCGGUGGAUUGACAUCGCGGGGAGCAAGUGCAGCGCCCAAAUGGACCAUAUCAAGUAUAUUCGAUAAUUACUUCAACGUCUACGUCGAUGCUCAGGAUAGGGCGAUCGCAGAUAUGCUAUCAGCCUAUAGAGGUCCUCGAUCACGUUCAUCAAUGGAAGGCGCAAUGCAGCAGGAAUCAGAUACUCCCGUCCCGACUGUACUUCCCUCUUCAACCGAACUGUUCUAUUUCUACGGACAGACUCUGGAACAGUGCGAGAAAUAUACUAAAGGUGAACCGAUGAGGAAGCUGAGCAAAGUGUUUGCGAAAUGGUUGAAGAUAUAUUCAGACGACGUUCUGCUAGCUGGCAUAAAAAGGGAACCAGGCCGUAGAUCGUUAGAAGGGAGAGAUAAUCUACGAGAAGUGAAGAACGCUUGCAUGAUACUCAAUACAGCGGAAUAUUGUCAAAAUACUUCUUUGCAGCUCGAAGAACGGUUGAAGGACAAAAUUGCAGAGGAGUUCAAACCAGAGGUAUCUUUUCAGAAUGAGCGGGACACGUUCUCAACUGUCAUCUCAUCAUGUAUAAAUACCAUCUUACGAGAACUCGAAAUAUCUUGCGAGCCCGCUUUCGCUGCGAUCCUGAAAACGCCUUGGAUGCACCUCGAAAACGUUUCAGGGAGAUCGGCCUAUAUAGUAGAUCUAGUGGGAUCGAUCAAGCAGGUCGCAGAGGUUGUUAGAAGUAGAGUUGAGGGGAAGAAAUAUAUCCGGAAUUUUGCUGAUAAAGCUGUUGGGGUCGUCAUCACUAGAUUUACCCAGUCCGUAAUCAAGAGUCGACCAUUGAAAAAGAUAGGUGCGGAACAGAUCUUGCUCGAUGUCCAAGCUGUCAAGGCCUGUCUAUUGGAUCUGCCUGAACCCCAUCCGGAGAACUCCACUAAUAUAUAUACCAAAUACGUCACGAAGAAUACUGGUCAGCUGGAAACUAUGUUGAAAGUCAUUCUCGCUCCCGAUGAUCCCCCAGAAGGUUUCGUGCAGAAUUAUUGCUUGUUGAUCGGUGAUCGAUCCUUUAGUAAUUUCCAGAAAAUAUUAGACCUCAAAGGUACUCCUCGAACCGACCAACAGAAACUGCUCGAUAUUUUCUUAUCAGUCACGUCAACCAACUCCGAACUGUCCGAUACGUCUUUCUUGACUCAUAUCGACAUGGAUCCUCCCGCUUCAUCUACUACUUCGGGUCCAGGAGGUAAUGCUGAUAUUCAAAGAGUCACAUCGCCCGUAUCUGGAAGUGGAAUGUUCUCACAACAUCAUGGUAGUUCCACCGGUCUACCGGGUUUGCUAAGGUCCGCAUCAGCUUCGGGAGAAGGUCACGAUAGGUCCGAGACUCCCAAGGCGUUUGGAGAUUUCAGGAGGUUGGUGAAUUUCGCUAGGAGGGAGACAAUGAAUCCUUUAGGACAUUAG